AGAGGUCAUCGGGAGCAUGCAAGUGUUCGCGUCCGUUGAUUCCAAAAGCCUUCGACACAAAAACUUAAGAGAAAUUUUAUAUGUCCCAAAGCAAAUAUACAAUCUGGAUGGACGGGAAUAAUUUUGGAAAGGUGUUCCGUAACUAACACAAUCAUUAGUAUUAUAAUGAAUUUAUGAAGGAUGCUGAUUAUUUUUGCACUAAUGACUGUAGUUUUAGCUGAGUUUGAAGAUUGUCGAACCCAACAUGGAACCGAUGGAAAGUGUAUUCCUGAAAGAAACUGCAGCCACAUGGUGAAUGUCAUUAAUGCCAUAAUUUAUCAAUCAGGCCAAAACUACCGCCGUAAAAAUACUUGCAGUAAUGAUCCGUCAAUGGUGUGUUGCCCAAUCAUCGAUAGCGAAAUCCCAUGUGAUUCACACAUUAUGAUUGAUAAAAUUGUUGGAGGAGAAUUCUCCACCAUCCGACAUUAUCCUUGGAUGGCAUUAAUAUUUGAUAAUGACAGUCAAAUACCAUGGUGUGGUGGGUCUCUUAUCAAUCAGAAACACGUUUUGUCUGCGGCCCAUUGUUUCCCUCAAGAAUAUUCUGCAUCUGAACAACGAUAUGUGGUACGAAUAAGUGAAUGGGAUUGGACCAGGAAACAGAACUGCACAAAGGAUGGAACGAUUUGCCGCCAAAUUCUGAACAUUGAUCAAAUUUUCAUACACCCAUUUUACAAUUAUACAGAUAACUAUUCAAAAAACGAUAUCGCUGUGCUGAGGCUUUCAGGUCAUGUGGAUCCCUUUAAUUACAUUAAGCCAAUUUGUUUGCCCUCUCAAGAACGUUUCAAAACACUGCAAUUCGAUGAAUUGAGUCUCGAAGUUGCUGGAUGGGGUGGAACAGAAGAUUAUAGGUACAGUCGAAAAUUAAUGAAGGUAAAGCUUCCAGGCAAAUCACUUGAUCAGUGCAGAAGUCUAUAUAAAACACAAACAUCUCUAGAUAGUUCGCAACUUUGUGCCGGAGGUGAACAAGGAAAGGAUUCAUGUGUUUUUGACUCUGGUGGUCCGUUGAUGUACCAGGAUGGGGAUCAUUGGGUUCAGCUAGGCCUGGUGAGCUUCGGACCAGCAGAAUGUGGUAAGAAGGGAUACCCUGGUAUAUAUACAAACGUAUUCUACCACUUAAACUGGAUCGUAGAUGUUAUCCAAGGUUUGUGUCAAAACUGCUAUUUUGCUGCGCAGUGUAUCCCCAGGCCUGGACAACAGAAAAAUGAAAAAUAAAUAAAAGCGCUCAGAUGUCAAAUGGAUCUGAAUCAAUCACCGUCCAGUAAGCAGGUAUCAAAUUUUGUUUCAUUAGAAUAAUCAUUACUAAAACUUUUUUUAAGUCGUUGAGAAAGUUUUGCAUUGGACAGGUUAACAAGUUUCACUAUAUUGAGCAUGCCUCAUCUAUAAAACAUUAGUUUUGUUGAUUUUGUUUGGUUCCGGCACGAGUUUUUAUCAUAAACGAUCACAACUCUUUU
This is a messenger RNA of Uranotaenia lowii, 1490 nucleotides long. RefSeq names its product CLIP domain-containing serine protease B4-like. The record is from RefSeq and is a predicted model, not a curated record. The coding region runs from base 181 to 1251 and encodes 356 amino acids. Gene Ontology annotation, biological process: proteolysis. Lineage: Eukaryota; Metazoa; Arthropoda; Insecta; Diptera; Culicidae. The transcript is spliced from 6 exons. Gene Ontology annotation, molecular function: serine-type endopeptidase activity.